Messenger RNA from Staurois parvus, 405 nucleotides. The record is from the annotation of a GenBank genome assembly. NCBI's taxonomy places the organism in Eukaryota, Metazoa, Chordata, Amphibia, Anura, Ranidae.
AUGUCAAACAAGUCAUUGAUAAGCAAGUUCCUCCUGGCUGGUUUUUCGGACUGCCAAAACUGCCAGAUACCCAUCUUUUCUGUAUUCCUUUUCAUUUAUAUUUUCACAGUCUUAGAAAACAUGACCAUCGUGUUAUUGAUCAUACAAAACAGCAAACUUUGGAAGCCCAUGUAUAUAUCCAUAGGUAAUCUUUCCUUCUUGGAGACUGGGUACAUUAAUGUUACACUUCCCAAUAUGUUAUUCAACAUCAUCACAGGAAAUCAGGAAAUAUCCUUUGAUGGAUGUUUUGCUCAGUUGUUCUUAUUUGUCUUUCUGUGUGCUGCUGAGUGCUAUCUCCUGGCCACCAUGGCUUAUGACCGUUACAUAGCAAUCUGUUUGCCACUACAAUACACCAUCAUAAUGUAA